AUGAAGAGUAUUUUGAAAGAGAAGAACAUCAAGUUUGACACCCCCAAGGUGAAUUUUGAGGCUGCCUCCCAGAGCGCCUCUAUUGGAGCCGUGCGCUGGACCCUUCCGGAUCAGGACAUCCAGGCCCACAGUUCUGCGCCUGCCCCCGCGAAGAGCAGCUCUGCUACCAAGUCACAGGGACUGAGGGAUCUACGGAGCCUGCAAGAGUGUGUAAAGUUCAUUACCCAAUGGAAGGAGCAAGUGGACCAGGUGUGCAAGCACGGAAGUGGGGCAACGCAGAGCACCAGCAGGACCGCGCACAAGGACGCCACGACUGAUCACAGUUUAGAGGAGUGCAGACGGCUUAUUCUGGAGUGGGCAGAGGAGCUGAAGCGUGUGGACAUGGUGUUCUCUCUGAACCCCUAUAAUGACGAGGACGGUGAGCAGGAUCAUCAGGAGAAGGAGGAGGACUCUCAAGGAGUUGUGCAGCAAAGGAUCAUGGAAUGGGCCAAGGAGCUGCAGACAGUGUCAGAGAGCUACGGUGUCCCGAGGGAGGAGCUGGCGAAGAUGCUCCGUCACCUGGAGGUGAGGAAGAGGAAGCUGGUGAACUUAUUUCCCUUCCUGGAGUUCAUCACCUGGUGUCUCCUCAAGGAGGAUAGCAAGGCCUCCGUUCCCCAGAUUUGGCUUCUGGCAAAGCAGCGCACCUGGAAAGCAGGAACUCCAAAAUACAUUCCAAAUUCAGUGUGGAACUGGAUCCGUCGUGCAUCAGCUGAGGUAACCCUGGACCCCAUGACCAACCACCGUUGGCUGUUGUUGUCAGACGACCGCAAGAAAGUGCAGGAGGCCUUGUCGGAGACGGAGGUGCCCUUCAGCAAGCAGCGCUUUGACAGCUGGCCAUGUGUCCUGGGCUGGGAGGGUUUCUCCUGUGGCCGCCACUACUGGGAAGUGACUCUGGCCAACAAAGGCUACUGGCGGCUGGGCGUGACAACGGCUUCCUCAAAGCGGCACGGUCGCUUCCCGAUGACGCCAGCAGCCGGGUAUUGGACUCUAUGGCGCAGCACGCGCCAGUUCUACGCCUGCACCCAGCCAGAGACGGUGCUGCCUGUGGGCUUGGUGCCCCACAAGGUGGGCGUCUACCUAGACUACGAAGAAGGACAGAUCUCCUUCUACAACGUGGACACUAAGACUCACAUAUUCACCUUUUCCGAUACGUUCCGCGAGAGCCUCUACCCGCUGUUCGCCCCCCUGGAUGGGCGCACCCUCAUCACUGUGUCCUGCCCAAAGUCUGAUCCUCAGUUUUAG
Messenger RNA from Scleropages formosus (Asian bonytongue), 1281 nucleotides. RefSeq names its product E3 ubiquitin-protein ligase TRIM39. Bases 1 to 1281 code for a protein of 426 amino acids. The record is from RefSeq and is a predicted model, not a curated record. Gene Ontology annotation, molecular function: protein binding. NCBI's taxonomy places the organism in Eukaryota, Metazoa, Chordata, Actinopteri, Osteoglossiformes, Osteoglossidae. The transcript is spliced from 10 exons.